Messenger RNA from Filobasidium floriforme, 1050 nucleotides. RefSeq lists its product as uncharacterized. NCBI's taxonomy places the organism in Eukaryota, Fungi, Basidiomycota, Tremellomycetes, Filobasidiales, Filobasidiaceae. The coding region runs from base 1 to 1050 and encodes 349 amino acids. The record is from RefSeq and is a predicted model, not a curated record. The transcript is spliced from 3 exons.
AUGAACUCUCAAAACUGUUCCGCACCUCAAAGAAUGGAGACUGAGACUGGAAGUCGACGAUCCCACACCCGGACUCCUUCACUCAGUUCGACCAUCUCUACCGCUUCCUCUUCUCCCUCAUCUUCCUUCGACGAUAACGACAAUGACAACGAAAGCAUCUCUAUCACCUUCGACAACGGGGACAUCAACUACAACCGCAACAACUCUAACGCCGAUAACGCGCAAAGCUUUCCCCAGACCCCGCUUACUGCGCGACCUAACCUUACUCGGACGACCUCCUUGCCUCAGACUCCUACGCCUAGUCGACCGGGCGCCGUCUUUCCUAGGUUCGACAAGUUUUUCACAACCGCCUCUCACACUCACCUUGAUACCGAAGCCGAACGAGAAGGAAAGGAAGGGAUGAUGCACAGACGGACGGUCUCCUCCAUCACUCUCGGACAAGCAAAAGGUAUUGACGGCGAGAGACGGACGUACAGGUUUGGGGGGAAGGUCUUUGUGCCCCUCAGGAUGGGUGGUUGGGUGGAGGAAAAGCAGGAGGAGACGAAUGUCAAGGUGGUAACCGGGGAUGACAUCAAGGUCGAACAACGUGGCUCUUCUCCAUCGUCACUAGAGACAGAAGUCAUUGACAAGAUGAACUCUUUCCGAUUCCCAACUCAAGCCGGACCUGCCCGGUCGCCAAACCGGAAACCGCUUUCUCUUAACGGUAACCGGGCCGACAGGGCUCGAGCGAAUUCGCCUUAUCCGAAGGAUAACCUUACCAAGGCUUCGGCGCGGCAACAGACCAGCGGUGCAUCGGGAUUCAACCCAGCAAUUAUCUACAAACGGGCUCGCUCAUCCGCAUCGACGUCGGCCUCUACACUCAGCUUACAAACUCAACAGAGAGCCGAGAUGGUCCAGCCUCAACCUCUUCCGCCAUCACUGCGAUCCCACCUUCACGCACCCGAGCGCAAGAUCAUCCUCGUCGGUCCGGCGAUCUGUCAGCACUUGCAAAACGGUGGAAGCGUCCGGGUCAAGGACUUCACGGGCGCCAUCGUCGGUUGGAUGCAUUAG